This is a messenger RNA of Chinchilla lanigera (long-tailed chinchilla), 854 nucleotides long. Its product is annotated as tubulin beta-4B chain-like. Gene Ontology annotation, biological process: microtubule cytoskeleton organization; neuron migration; mitotic cell cycle. The record is from RefSeq and is a predicted model, not a curated record. Gene Ontology annotation, cellular component: microtubule; cytoplasm. Gene Ontology annotation, molecular function: GTPase activity; GTP binding; structural constituent of cytoskeleton. NCBI's taxonomy places the organism in Eukaryota, Metazoa, Chordata, Mammalia, Rodentia, Chinchillidae.
AUGGGUGUGGAGGAUGACAGAGGGUAUCGGCAAUAUGGCGGCACCGUUCCUGGUGGACUCCAGAGUUCCCGUCUGUCGGGUCUCAUCUUCCGGCUGUUCCUGCAGCAGAUCCUCCGCUGUUUGUCCUCCCGCCUCUUCUCGCGGUACUUCUCGGAGAUUUGCUUGAUUUACGGUCCAUUCUGGGAGGUGAUCAGUGAUGAGCAUGGCAUCGACCCCACUGGCAGUUACCAUGGAGACAGCGACUUGCAGCUGGAGAGAAUCAACGUGUACUACAAUGAGGCUGCUGGUAACAAGUACGUACCUCGGGCCAUCCUGGUGGACCUGGAGCCGGGCACGAUGGACUCAGUGAGGUCGGGCCCGUUUGGUCAGAUCUUCAGGCCAGACAACUUUGUGUUCGGUAUGUCUUCACGGGCCCUGGAGCUGGCCAGGUGACGGGCCUUCCUAACAGCCCUGCACAUCGCAUUCUCAGGGUUCAGGCCGGGGGUACACUGUCCAGGGAAGUCCCGUGCUGGCGAAAGUCACACGCCCACGGGGCCGGGUCCCUGCUCUGCACAGCUCCGAGAUGGGUUUCAGCCUGCAGAGGCUGUGGCAGCCCUGGCUGCGGAGGAUGAAGAGCAGGACACGCCUCCCACAGGCGUCCUAGGCACAGGGGGUUUCCAAGGAGCAGAGAGCACAGGUGACCACUUCAAGGUGCCGGAGCCAGAAGCACAGCUAUGAAAUGCACUUGGACAUAGCCGAGAGCCUGUCCUCCUGCUGGUGCUGUGCCUCGCCUGAUCUCUUAAUUGUACCUAAUUAGAGCAUCUACAGAGUGCUCUGUCCUUCAUUUUAGAGGCAUUUAGGGCUUGUUAAACAUA